This is a messenger RNA of Salpingoeca rosetta, 2406 nucleotides long. RefSeq lists its product as uncharacterized. The record is from RefSeq and is a predicted model, not a curated record. The transcript is spliced from 12 exons. Bases 143 to 2278 code for a protein of 711 amino acids. NCBI's taxonomy places the organism in Eukaryota, Choanoflagellata, Craspedida, Salpingoecidae. Gene Ontology annotation, cellular component: Golgi apparatus.
GUGUGUGUGUGUGUGUGUCUGUGUGUGUGUGUGUGUCUGUGUGUGUGUGUGUCUGGCUGUCCUUGCUGUUCGUCAGCACUUUUUCGUGAGGAAUGUCAGCAGUUUUCAUGCGCACAAUACACAAGAACAACAAACAACGACGAUGGUGUUGUUGGCGGCGCUGGCACGGCGAACGCGAUGUCUGAGUGGGCGCAGCGUUGUGGCCACGCUGCUGCGGGUACUGAUCCUUGUGGCGUUGGGGCUGCUUGUGGUGUACCUACUCCCAGCCAGCUCACCGCUCAACCGGUCCCAGCACGUCCGUGACGUGACCGGCAGCAACAGUGGACAGCCAUCGAUGCUGCACGACAGCAGCAACAGCAACAGCAACGGCAACAGCAACAGUGGAAAGAUCGGGGGUGCUGGCGGCGGUGGUGAGGACGACGACAAUUCCAAGUGGACGUACCCGAUCCAGCUGGACCUGCAGCUGUCAGAGAAGUUCGUCAAUGAUCCCGUGCUGCAGGAUGACGAGAAGAUGAUGCGGCAGUAUGGCUUCAACCUGCGGCGCAGCAACUCGCUGCCACUGGCGAGAGAGAUGCCAGACAUCCGGCAUCGGGACUGCAAGUCUAUCGUGUACCCGAACAACAUGCCCAAAGUCUCUGUGAUCAUCAUCUUCUACAAUGAACCCGUGUCCACGCUGCUGCGCAACGUCCUGAGCGUGCUCAACCGAUCUCCGCAGCAUCUGCUUGGCGAGAUUGUCCUCGUUGAUGACAACUCCACGCUCCCUGAACUGCAGGACCUGCCAAAGCACCUCGCAAAGCUCCCAAAGAAGGUGCGCCAUGUGCGUCGCAAUGUCCACAACGGCAUUGUUGGUGCUCGCAUUCGCGGGUCACGCGAGGCCCGCUUCCCCAUCAUCGCCUUCAUCGAUAGCCACGCGGAGGUGUUUCCUGGGUGGCUGGAGCCGCUGGUGUAUCGCAUUCAUCUCAACCGCAAGACCGUGGUCAUCCCCCAUCUUCGGCCCAUUGAUAUCCACUCCCUCUCCGCAGUCGCUGGCGUCGCACGUGUCACGUCAAAGGGAAGCUUCAACUGGCGCAUGUCAUUCACACAUGUAGGCGCCAAUCCAGACAAGGACAUCAUCGGAGACAACAAGAAGAUCGGUCCCGUGCGAACCCCCGUGAUGCCUGGUGGCAUCUUUGCCAUGGAGAAGAAGUGGUUUGAAGAGCUGGGCGAAUACGAUCCAGAGAUCUUGUACUAUGGUGGCGAGCACUUGGAGCUGUCCUUCCGCGUGUGGAUGUGCGGUGGGUCGAUGGAAUCCAUUCCGUGCUCCAAUGUCGGGCACAUUUACCGCCACUUUGACCGCUUUGCUGUUGACCCUCUCCUGGACAACAAGAAGAUUGGACCCAUCCUCGACAGGAACGACCUGCGCGUCGCAGAGGUGUGGAUGGACGAGUACAAGGAGAUUGUGUACGACACGCGCGGGUUCUACGGAAAAGAUCCUGGCGAUCUGUCUGAGCGUCGCGCCAUUCGCGAGCGCCUCAACUGCCACUCCUUCAAGUGGUUCCUGGAGAACGUUCACCCGGACCUUUGGGUCCCAGACAUUCACCCAAAGUUUUCAGGCAUCAUCAGCGACCCAUCCAAACGCAUCUGCGUGGACAACAUGCAGCAUGAUCGCGGCGGCCCCAUUGGCAUGUACGGCUGCCACGGAAUGACCACACAGCGCUGGCGCCUCAUGAACGACGGGGUCAUCAGCAACGGCGUGGCCUGUCUCCGCUGGGAUGCGUUUGGUGUCAAGGCGUGCUCCGAUGCGCACACGUGGAAUGUGGUGGACGGCACGCUGCGCCCGGAGCAGUAUGACAACACCUGUCUCACCAAGCUCGAGGGGACAACGGAGGCCAGGCUGCAAACAUGCUCCCAGGACCUCAAGGAGCAGCAAACGUGGGACAUGAGCCAGGAGACCCCAAAUGGUCGCGUUGCUACCAUCGACCAUCUGUGCAUCGUCUCUUUCGACCGAAUUCGCUCCGUGUACAGGCUCGGAUCGUGCUCAUCUCGCCGCGCUGUGUUAAGAACGGACAACCGCCUUGCUAUCGACGACAACAUGUGUCUCUCCACCUUGACAAACAUCAUGCAGACCACGUGCCGCAACACAGACAACCAGCUGACGUGGAACUUUGACGGCAACUACAUCCGCCCCGCUGGUCUUGACCAAACGUGCAUGUCUCGCCGGGGAACGCAGGCUGCGUUUGUACCGUGCGACCCUUCCAACCCAGACAUACAGUGGCGUGUGUACAAGACGUUUCCUUGAUGCUCUUUGAGGCCUUGCUUUGGUGUUUGGUGUUUACCUCGAACACGUGUGCGUUUAAUGCGUGUGUUUGUGUUUGUGUUUGUAUUUGUGUUUGUGUGUGUGUGUGUAUUUGUGUUUGUGUGUGUGUG